Exophiala oligosperma is the source of this 510-nucleotide messenger RNA. RefSeq lists its product as uncharacterized. Lineage: Eukaryota; Fungi; Ascomycota; Eurotiomycetes; Chaetothyriales; Herpotrichiellaceae. Gene Ontology annotation, biological process: melanin metabolic process. Gene Ontology annotation, molecular function: scytalone dehydratase activity. The transcript has 4 exons. The record is from RefSeq and is a predicted model, not a curated record. The coding region runs from base 1 to 510 and encodes 169 amino acids.
AUGGCAACAAUCCAGUCCGACAUCACCCUCGGAGACUACGUUGCAUGGGAAGAGAUUACAUUCGACUGGGCCCGCGCCUUUGACACCAAGGACUGGAACCUGCUCCUCUCGAUCCUCGCUCCCAAAUUCUCGCUCGACUACACCGAAGUUUAUGGAUUCAAAGAUGACAACAUGACCCCCGAAGCCUACGUGGCCAUGUGCAACAGCACCGAUAUGCUGGGCGAUCGAGGUGUCAAGACCCAGCAUCUCCUGGUGGCGUCCAAGGUGCGCAAAUUGUCCUCGACCAAGGCGACGGCAUGGCGACAGAUUCGAGCCGGGCACGUCAAAUUCGACAUCGACACCGCGCAAGAGACGGCGAAAGCGCACGGUCAGGGUAUGUUGCAGUUCUUCUACGAGAAGGUGGAUGAAAGCCAGUGGAAAUUGUGCGGGCUCAAGGCUUACAGUGACUUUUUCGAGGGCAAUAUCCGUAGUGUCUUUCCGACUUUUCCAGAGGUCGACAUGAAGUUCUAG